Papaver somniferum (opium poppy) is the source of this 2704-nucleotide messenger RNA. RefSeq names its product F-box/LRR-repeat protein At3g58900-like. Gene Ontology annotation, molecular function: protein binding. The record is from RefSeq and is a predicted model, not a curated record. The coding region runs from base 272 to 1732 and encodes 486 amino acids. The transcript is spliced from 3 exons. Lineage: Eukaryota; Viridiplantae; Streptophyta; Magnoliopsida; Ranunculales; Papaveraceae.
UUUUGUAAUCCACAUUUCGACUUCAACUUCACUCUAACUGCAGCUCCUUUCACUCUUCGUCCACAUUACAGAAACUGGAAUCAUGGGUUCUCGUUUCUGCUCAGAAUCAAUCAUCCGCCAUUAGAUGGGUUCCAGACUUGAACAGGCGCAGGUAUUCUUUGCAAUCUCUAUUAGGGUUUUGAACAACAAAUUUAGGGUUUAUUAGGGUUUUGAACAACAGAAUUUGGGGUUUAUUAGGGUUUAGGUUAUUCCGAAAGGAAUCCUUAUAACAAUGAAAGGUGAAGAAGUAGAUAUAAUCAGCAAAUUACCAGAUAACUUGAUUCAUGAAAUCCUCUCUUUUAUUGAUACGAAAUAUGCAGUACAAACUAGUGUUUUGUCCAAAAGAUGGAAAAAUAUUUGGGUCUCUCUCCCUUACAUAUCAGUAGAUUGGACUUCAUUUAAAAAAGACAUAAUAUAUGAUCUCGGUGAAACUUUGUGUAAGUUUCUAACUUUUGUCGACAAGGUAUUCGAGUUCCAUGAUGACUCUGAUAUACAGAGUAUUAAACUGGGGUGUGUCAUACUGGAUGCCAUUUCUGUAGAAGCUCUUAAUAGAUGGAUCCUUGCGGCCGUAAAUCAUAACGUUAAAGACCUGGAUAUAAGUGGUUCUUACUUACAUGACUCGGCAUAUGAGAUUCCUCAUCAAAUCCUUAAUUCUAUAUCAUUGAAGAGUUUGAUUAUUAUAUUGCUUGGGGACUGUUUUGGUGGUACAAAUAUUAUUCUACAGAAGUCAAUGAGUUUACCUCAAUUGAAAACACUGUGGCUUGCAGGAAUUUCUAUCUCUAAUUUAGACUUACAAAGGCUUUUCUCAAGCUGUCCACUGAUGGAAACAUUAUUUAUGCAAAAAUGUGAUGUACAAACAAGCAAUCAGAGGAAUAUCAUUAUUGAUUCUCACAGCCUUCAAAGGGUUAGACUAUUCGAGAAUCGUUAUACACAUCUUGGUUUGGCAGAUCAUACUUUUACUUGCACUACAAAGAUAUCUGCUCCAAAUCUCAUGGGAUUCAUGUGCACAGGCUUCAUGACUGAAGAUUGUCCCCUAGAAAACCUUUCUUCUCUAGGCUAUGCUCGAUUUGAUAUGAGAUUAACAAAAGAAGCGGAUGAAACUGCACAAACAUAUUUUGAGCUGCCCGCUGAGGAAAAAGAAGUGUUCGCUAGACGUAUGAUGAAAUUUGUAGGAGUGGUUCGUAGCGUGCGACACCUGACACUAUCAUCUGGGUUCCUUGAGAUUUUCUACCUACUCUUUCUCAAGGUUCUCUUACAAGCUCCUGGCAUAUUAGACCGCCAACCCCCUCAACUUUGCAACUUAGGAACUAUGAAGCUGGGAAUGAGGUUUACAAGAGGCUGCAUCCGCUCAAUUGCAUACUUACUCAAGAUCUCUCCUAUUAUAACUACUCUUAUCCUUGUAUCAGAGGAGGCGAACUUAGCAGACGUUGAAGAUGAUUGGGAUGCGGGAUUCCCAUUGACGUGCAUGUAUUCUCACCUCAAGUUUAUCGAGAUCAAAGGGGUGGAAGGAUGUGAUAAUGAACUCAAAUUUCUGAGGUUUGUGUUGAAAAACUCCAUGGUCUUGGAGAAAGUGAAUCUGUUCUUUCGGUCUACUAGUGACUCACUUGAUGGAGGAAGACAAAUAAGGAGAUUUAAGAGGAACCUAAGAGCAAUGCCAACAGCUUCUUCUAGUAUCAAAAUGAAUUUCCUUUAAUCUUUGAAGAUGCUGCUGCGAGCUUAGUUGAAUGAGACAUAUCAAGCUAUUUAAGGGUAAGGUAAGACCACUUCGAAUAGCUUAACAAUUUAGGUACAUAUAAGUUCUUUGUGUUUUUCGAACUACUUUUCGUGGAUGUUUCAGAAGUCACAAGUUUUCUUUGAGAAUCCAAACUAUACAACUCUUGUUAAAAAAGACACAAUCAUCCCUCAAACUGGGACAGGGUUUUACAUCUUAAGCCAGAUAGGAGGUUAAAUUCUUUUGAAGAUAUUUUCGAUCAGGUUAAAUUCUUUUGAAGAUAUUUUCAAUCAAUGGGAUACUAAUAACCUCGAUGAAUCUCCCUCUGUUCCAAACUGGACAAAAGUUGCAAUUGGUGUUUGUUGGAUCAUAUGGAAACGAAGAUUUUCUGUAGUUUUUGACAAUGAGAAGUUAGUUCUUGUUAAAGUUAUUAAGGACACCAGAUAUUUUAUAUUUUGUUAUGACAAACCAAGCCCUGGUGUAGUGAUGAACCUUACAAGAUCAGAGGCUAAACAAUGUGACAACUGUAUCAUUUUAGACAUUUCUUUUUCGAAUCAUUUCUUUUUGGAAUUUUGGAUUUCUUAUACAGGACUGAUCAAAGGUGCAGAGUCUAUUUCUGGAGUUGCUUUAGUUCAGAUUCUAUUGCAGCUGAAGCCAAGUCUAUGAUUGGAGCAACUGUUUGGGUUCAAAACCUCCAGCUUACCGAAGUUUUUCUUUGUCAGUGAUUGCAAAGCUCUGGUUGAUUUUGUAAAUGGGACUGCUAGUUCCAUUCAUUGGAGAAGUCUUAGCUUUUCUGAGUUUUCUCGCAGUGUUAAGUGGGACUGCUAGUUAUUCUGUAAAUGGGACUGCUAAUAACCUUGAUGAGUCUCCCUUUGUUCCAAACUGGACAAAAGUUGCAAUUAGUGUUUGCUGGAUCAUAUGGAAAUGAAAAUGUUCUAUAGUUUCUGACCGUGA